Talaromyces rugulosus is the source of this 348-nucleotide messenger RNA. RefSeq lists its product as uncharacterized. The transcript has 3 exons. NCBI's taxonomy places the organism in Eukaryota, Fungi, Ascomycota, Eurotiomycetes, Eurotiales, Trichocomaceae. Bases 1 to 348 code for a protein of 115 amino acids. The record is from RefSeq and is a predicted model, not a curated record.
AUGUCUCGCGAACAGCAAUACUGGCUUCCCGGCUUCGGGCUUUCUCGUCAUAUUGUCCUGGGGCACAUUCAGUAUUUCCUCGGACCAAAUGCCUCGGCUCGGCCGUUUACAUACCAGGGACGUGAGGGAUAUUUAAUCAACGGAAUGCCCUUGACACGGGAGCAAAUAAACGAUCUUGCUGUGAUGUCUCGGGAAUACGAGCGCCAGGAAGCCGCAAGAAUGAUCACGUCCGCCGGCGUCGAAGGCGCCUCUGGAGAACCCUCGGAGCCUUAUAUCAACGAGCUUAUUCCUGUGAACCAACGUCCUCGAAGACGUGCUCAUCCAUACGAUAAUCGUCGAACCCGCUGA